AUGUAUAUACGACCUACACCUCGCGCUCGAACAUCAGGCUGGGUGUAUGUCGAGCUGACCAAGCAGGACAACUGUGGAGGCUUCAUCGACCCGCUCAUCGAGGCGCCCCCGCUGCUUCUCUUCCUCGACCUGGUGCUGCUGAAGCCGCGCGUGUUUCUGCACUUGCUAUUCAACCGGGGCUCGCCGCCGCGCAAGGCGGGAGAGCCAGCAAAGUUGGAGGAGCUGCGACCCAAGCCAGUGGAGCCUACGCCAGCUGUCGAGGGUGACACAGGACGCACGGGCGAGCAGGAGGUCGAGGUUGAGGCGGCUGAGGCGGCUGCCGUGGCGGAACAAGCAGAAGAUCGACCAGAGGAAGACGGACCAGCCGAAGGAAGGCAAGGAGAUGGAGAAGGAGCAGAGAGGGUCGUUGCGGGACCAGCCGAGCCGGCGCCCCGUCGGCACUUUGUCGAGCCAAGGCAGGAGACAGUGCACGCCUACCUCGUGCGACUGUUUACGAUCACGCUCCUCGCCGAGGUCGCCGUCCGCCUUGCAUCGGCGCCACUCGUCUCCUUCCCCCUCCUCAUUGCCACUGCCUUGCGCGUGGGGCUCGAACUCGGCGCCCAGCUCGCGACGAGCACUGCUCUGGCUCUGGUUCUGCUGAGGUGGAGGGGGUGGUACACCCCCUCAACUUGGGGAGUGUACGAGCCUUCUGUCCCCUCAAACGACGGAGGGUAUGACGAGGCAAAACAGGCGGGCCAGAAGGGACAGAAAGACGGCCGCCAGCGCGGCUUCCUCCCCGCCCUCAUCCCCCUCGUGCUCCUGUACACGACGCUGCUGCCCCUCCUCCUCCAGCUCGGGCUCAGUGUCUGGUCGGUCGCUGCUUCGCCCCUCACUGGCCUCCCUGGCCUCCCCGGUCCCCAGACCAGUACGCCACUUUCCGAGUCCUUCGCAGCCGUCGCGCCCUGGCUCGUGAGCCGCGUCCCGCCCCAGAUGGCUCGGGAGGUGGACCGCGCCUGGGCCAGCUCGAACAAGCUCUGGCUCGGGACCAGAUUGCUCGGCGGCAUGAGUGCUGGGUUUGGACUGAGGGUGUUGCUCCCCACGCCGCCUUUGGUGACCACGGCUGUGGUGCUGGCGGGUUGGGGUGCGGCACUGGGCGUGGGCUCUUGGCUCGAUCCGUGGCUUUAG
This is a messenger RNA of Trichosporon asahii var. asahii CBS 2479, 1164 nucleotides long. RefSeq lists its product as uncharacterized. The transcript has 2 exons. Gene Ontology annotation, cellular component: Golgi apparatus; cortical endoplasmic reticulum. Lineage: Eukaryota; Fungi; Basidiomycota; Tremellomycetes; Trichosporonales; Trichosporonaceae. The record is from RefSeq and is a predicted model, not a curated record. Gene Ontology annotation, biological process: sterol metabolic process; sphingolipid metabolic process; intracellular sterol transport. Bases 1 to 1164 code for a protein of 387 amino acids.